Molecule: messenger RNA, 784 nt
Organism: Paramecium octaurelia
Lineage: Eukaryota; Ciliophora; Oligohymenophorea; Peniculida; Parameciidae
Source: the annotation of a GenBank genome assembly
AUGGGGAAUAAUCUUUGUCAUUAAACAGGGGAGAGAUCAUCUCAAUUUCCUUAACAGCUACUUAAAUAGGAUAUGGGGAACUGUGAAAUUGUGUUGACAGCAGGUCAUGUAGAGAAUGAGGAUGUAGAAUGCUUGGUAAUUCCAACUGAUUCCGAAUACUCGAAUAUUAAGCAGAGUGAUAAGCCAUCCUUCACAUAAUUAAAUGGGAAAUGCGUGUUUGUGGCAGCUAGGAAGAGUAUCAUUAAAUAUCUAGGAUUUAAGAAUAGAAAAAUUAGAUUUUGGCUGUUGUUAUUGAUAAGGAGAUUGUAUUGAAUAGUGACAAAAGUGAUGAUGAAAAAUAAACCAUAUAUGGAGCAGUUUAGGAGGCGUUAAAAAUAGUAUUUGAUAAUUCCUAACGAUUCUUAAGGCAGAGCAAAAGUAAAUGAAAUCUAUUGGGUUUCCAGUGUUUGAAUCGAAAGAUAAUACCACAUCAGCAACUAUUAUGUUGAUGGCCAUUAAGCUAAGUGUGACAGAGUAAAAAAUUAAGUCAUUAAAAAGAAUAGUAAUUACAUUAGAUGUAUAAAUAAAUACUAUAAAUAAAACAAGCAUAUUGAAUAGGUGAGUAGUUUUAAAUGGGUGUUUUAAUAAGUAUUUCGAGGAAACCAGCAAAUGGCAAAUUCAAGAACAUACUCAAAUUCAAUUAUGGAUCAAAUGGAAUCAAUAUCAAUUGAUGUCGUUAAACCCAAGCAAAUCAGUACUACUAAGGAGGUAAAACCGUGAGAGAACAGCAUAAUUCAUAAGUAAC